AUGAGCUAUGCAAGUAUCAUGAUAUCUUGGCUAGAAAGGCAUGAGAUUUUGAAAGUUCGAAAAACAAGUUGUGCUUGCCGGGGAAUUCAUGAGUUAAGUCCUGGAGGAAGGCCCCAAAAGUUUUUAAGAGGUAGCUUGAAGGAAAAAGCUCAGUUGCUCAUGUCUGUGGGAAAGUAUAUGGAUGUGGCUAGGCUUAUAGCCAAUGAGUUGAAGAAGGUUGCUCUGAAUGGUACUAAGAUAGGUGAUCGGACUCCAUGUCAGCUUACCUAUCCUGGGUUAAUUAUGGGUUUGUGCAAUAGAGCACGAGUGUUUAUUCCAUCUGUUGGUUAUCAGCAAUUUUACCUUUAUGUUGGUAAUCCUCAAGUUCCCCACCCUUUGGGUACUCUGGAAGAAUUUAUUGCUUUUGCUAAUUGGUCUGAGGGCAGGCCAAAUGUUCAGGAGGAGGCAGCUAGUGAUGACGAGGAGGAGGAAAGUAAAGAAUCGAUAUUUGAUUUGGAUAGUGUUUAUGACUUGAGUGGUUGA
Molecule: messenger RNA, 522 nt
Organism: Vicia faba (fava bean)
Lineage: Eukaryota; Viridiplantae; Streptophyta; Magnoliopsida; Fabales; Fabaceae
Source: the annotation of a GenBank genome assembly